GAAACCCCUCGCUGCCCAACCGGAGGCGCCGCCGACACAGCCCCCGCGCCGCCGCCGCAGCCGCUGAUGGAGAUGGCCGGCCCCGUCUCCUCAGCGCCCCGGACCGUCGAGGACAUCUACAAGGACUACACCGGCCGCCGCGCCGGCCUCGUCCGCGCUCUCACCUCCGAUGUGGACGAGUUCUACAGCAUGUGCGACCCAGAGAAGGAGAACCUGUGCCUGUACGGUCACCCGAACGGCGGCUGGGAGGUGUCCCUGCCGGUGGAGGAAGUGCCGCCGGAGAUGCCCGAGCCGGCGCUCGGGAUCAACUUCGCCAGGGACGGCAUGAAGCGCCGCGACUGGCUCUCGCUCGUCGCCGUGCACUCCGACGCCUGGGUCGUCUCCGUCGCAUUCUUCUUCGCCGCCAAACUCAACGCCAACGAGAGGAAGCGCUUAUUCAACAUGAUUAAUGAACAUCCAUCUGUGUAUGAAACAAUGACUGAACGGAAGGGAAGGGAGAAUAAGCCUGGUGUUGAUAACAGCAGCAAAUCUAGGCACUCAACAAAGCGAUCAAAUGAUGGCAAGACAAAGAACUCAAGAGUGGCAGUUGUCGAAGAUGGGUAUGGGGAUGAUGAUGAACACAGUGAAACCCUUUGCGGGUCCUGCAGUGGUCUCUACAACUCAAGCGAGUUCUGGAUUGGAUGCGACAUUUGCGAGCGGUGGUUCCACGGCAAAUGCGUGAGGAUAACUCCAGCGAAAGCGGAACAGAUAAAGCACUACAAGUGUCCUGAUUGCAGCUACAAGAAAAGCGGCAGGCAAUAAAAACCGUGAGGCUGCUGCUGGCCUCCUAUUGCUGACUCAGCUGAUCAACCAAACCAUACUCUCUCUCCAAGUUGGCCGUAGAUGUUAAUUACCCUAGGCAUUUCUUCUUUGUUGUGGUAGAUGCUGGAAAAAAGACAUAUACAGGAUAGUUGAUCUUACAGACUGGUCCAUUGCUUUUGUGCUUGUUUCAUUGACACCUGUUUACUGGCCAUGUCUUGGAAUGUCAUUUGUUGAUACAUGCCUUGUUUAGUUUCAAAAAAUUUUCAAGAUUUCUCGUCA
Molecule: messenger RNA, 1080 nt
Organism: Sorghum bicolor (sorghum)
Lineage: Eukaryota; Viridiplantae; Streptophyta; Magnoliopsida; Poales; Poaceae
Product: PHD finger protein ALFIN-LIKE 2
Exons: 5
Coding region: 67-801 (244 amino acids)
Biological process (GO): regulation of DNA-templated transcription
Cellular component (GO): nucleus
Molecular function (GO): transcription coregulator activity; histone binding; transcription cis-regulatory region binding
Source: RefSeq, a predicted model, not a curated record